AUGGGAAUCUGCUCUGCACAAGCUAAUUGUACUGUACCCGAUAAUUAUAUUGUACCUUUCGAUGCUGAUCCUGACAUUGUUCUCGCUGCCUUUUUUAUUGGUGUAUGGUCGACAUAUAUCAUAAUCGCAUGGGGUUACUUCUUUAACGAUCGCAUAUCCAAUGACUGUCUCUCUGAUCUUGACCGGUGGAUCCGACAUUAUUCACUCACUUUGCCACACCACAUUCGACAAUGGAUCUUCAAGAAAGAAGCCCAGAAAUGGACAGGCUCGUCGACAGCACUUAUCAAAAUCUGUCUCAUGAUCAGUGACCAGCAACUAGUAACCGGCACCGCAAUGCUCCUCAUAGGCUUCAUCACGCACUGCAACAUCCCACAAUACUACUUCGAAAUAAUUGCGGACUACGGAUGGGUAACCAACAGUGUCUACCAGACCUCUGUCAUGGUCACCUACCCUAUUUUCCAGCAAAACCCCGCCAUGCGCCACUGGCGCGCGGCGUGGAUGACUUGCCAGGCCGGGUUUAUUUUCAUCUGUCAGAUCUUGACCUACCACCAAGACUGGCUGUAUCUAUUCGGAACACCCACGAGAUGUAUUUGGGAGAACAUGUCGACGGGAUACACCAAGGGGUCACAAAUGGUCCAGCUGAUUAUCACCUUAAGCUUCCAGGUAUGGAGUUACCUGUUCGCUAUGGGCAUUUUCUACCCCCGUUACGUCGGAUGGACCACCUAUUUCCUCCGUGCUGUGAGGUAUAUCCUUCGGCUCCCGACGAGGUUUCAUGUCUGGUUGAGUAGAAGGUGGAAACGCCCAUCACGGUUACAGGGGUGUGUACUCGCCACCACGUACGCUAUUUUCAUUGCGGCUCAUAUGAUGUCGCAAAUUUUUGCCUCCUCAUUGCUGGAAAUAAUUCGGGCAUUCGCUAUGCUGCUUUGGGGAUUCUGGUGGAUUACCGGGUACAGAAUGUCUGAUGACCCCUCUCGGGUCGAGGCAAUGCAGGGAGGCGAAAACGAAUGGUCGACGGGGCAGAUGAUGCCUCUUCUUAUGCUCGCAUUGCCGUUGUUUACGGCAAUUGAACUAUAUUGGGAUAAUACCACAGAAAAGCCAAAGUCGGAAGACACGGUCGACAUUCCACUUCGCACGUGCGAACGAAGCACGAUAGACAGUCUUCUAUGCAGCACACAUUCUCUGAUAUCGUCACCAGCAGCGUCGUUACUGUCUACCUCUUACACGCCUCGGAUCAUCAGUUCUUGGAACCUAGAUGCGCGCGAAGUGUUCGAGCCGUACUGUCAUACGAGGGGUCACGACACCGACUCUCUUGAUGUGGAGCCAUGCCGCCCGUCCCUGUCAGGGUCGCAGGAGGCUUUUUUCCAGCUGGAGUAUCUAACUAUUGAGAAAUUAUGGUUUCGAGUAUUGCUCGUUGUUGUUAGCGCGAUGAUCCUGGGUGGGUUUAUUACUGGUGCACUGUUUGGAUAUGUUAUUUAG
Messenger RNA from Aspergillus candidus, 1476 nucleotides. RefSeq lists its product as uncharacterized. The transcript is spliced from 3 exons. Bases 1 to 1476 code for a protein of 491 amino acids. The record is from RefSeq and is a predicted model, not a curated record. NCBI's taxonomy places the organism in Eukaryota, Fungi, Ascomycota, Eurotiomycetes, Eurotiales, Aspergillaceae.